CCCAAUCGGUUGCAGAGUCUCUUGCCCAACGGAGCGUACUCAAGAGGAAGCGGUUUGUGGAUAAACGCUGACGGAAAAUAAAAUUGAAAACAACAGUUUUGUAAAUAUAUAUAUUUUUAAAUUUUAAAAAUUAAUGUAAGCCCUCUAUUUUCAAAUUGUGCUCCAGGGUGCUUGUUCAGGCAGUACGUUACAACGAUUGUACUGCAUUUUCCUGAUGUCUGCUGAAGCUUCUGGUGGGGACGUGGUGCCGGAGCCCAACUGUACCCCUCCGUCCCCCAGCCAUGGCGUAGAAAAGAAGGCAGGACCGGGUCUGGCUGGCAGUAAGUAUGUGAAGCUGAACGUCGGCGGAUCCCUGCAUUACACGACAGUCCAGACCCUCAGUAAAGAGGACAGCCUGCUCAGGAGGAUAUGUGAUGGCAGCGUGGAGGUGACCAUCGAUUCAGAAGGCUGGGUGGUGUUGGACAGAUGUGGCCGGCAUUUCUCCCUGGUGCUGAACUUCCUGCGGGAUGGUACAGUGCCACUUCCUGAGAACCAGAGGGAGCUGGAGGAGGUACUGAAGGAGGCGCAGUACUAUAGACUGCAGGGUCUCAUCCAGCACUGUCUUUCCACACUGCAGAAACGCAGCGAGGUCUGUGAGGGAGGCUGUCGCAUCCCCAUGAUCACCUCUGCCAAGGAGGAACAGCGGAUGAUCGCCACCUGCAAGAAGCCUGUGGUGAAAUUGCAGAAUAAUAGAGGGAACAAUAAAUAUUCCUAUACCAGUAACUCAGAUGACAACUUGCUGAAGAACAUUGAGCUGUUUGAUAAACUGGGGCUGCGCUUUAAUGGAAGAGUGCUUUUCAUUAAAGACGUGCUCGGAGAUGAAAUCUGCUGCUGGUCCUUCUAUGGAGACGGACGCAAGAUCGCUGAGGUUUGCUGUACCUCCAUCGUUUAUGCCACUGAGAAGAAACAGACCAAAGUUGAGUUCCCAGAAGCUCGCAUCUUUGAAGAAACCCUAAACAUUCUAAUCUACGAGAAUGGCCGGGGCUCUGGUCAUGGAGGCAUGGGUUUAUUGGACUCGGGUGGUGUCUCAUCUCCAGGUGUGGGUCAGUCAGAGGAUGAUGGGGCUGGUGUAGACAGACGUGUGAGGAGGAUCCAUGUACGGAGACACAUUAUGCAUGACGAGAGGGGGCACGGACAGCAGACUGUGUACAAGGACUGAAAGCAGGGCUGGAGGGAGAAAUGACGAUACACAUGAGUAGUAAGAAGAGACUAAUGGUACUCUAACAGGAAAAUUGUGAAUAAUUAAUAUGCAGGGACUUGGAUACAAGGAUGGAAGCGUGAGGGGUGGAGUUGAGCAGCGAUGUGAAUCGAUCUUGGGUACAGUACAAAACUGCACUAAGAAAUAAUCUCAUGAGCCACAGUGUGGUUUCUUUUUAUUUUAUUUUUGAGGAUGAAUGUACAUCGUUCUGAUUUUUUUGCUUCAUUUUUAUUUAUUAUUCGGUUAAUUUAUUGUUCAUAAUUUUCAACUUAAAGCAACUGUGCGUGUGAAGAAUUGUGAAUACGUAAUGGUAAACUGUGAUGGUUUUCUACGUGUGUGUGUGUGUGUGUGUGUGUGUGUGUGUGUGUGUGUGUGUGUGUGUUGGGUCAGAGGUCCAGGGAGGUACUUAGAAGCGACUCAUCUUUAACUAAUGUACGAUGCAUGUUCCUGCUAGACUGGGUACCAUUCCUUAAAUUAUCCUAACCGAAGUGUUCAAGUGGCUCUUUAUAUAAACACUCCAGUGUUUUUCAACCUCAUCCUCAUCAACUGCGUCUGUAGCGUAUGCGUGUUGUGGAAAACCUGAGUAUAAGGAGAGUUGCAAAUUCCUGUCAGUAAGACGCAGUGCAUACACAAUAUAACUCAACCGUUAUAGAAGAAGCAACACAAUUAAGUCUUAAAGUUGUUCUUGUUUGGUUUUAUCCAACUUUCCAACACUUUCGCGUAAGAUUUGUGGUAUUCAUGGCCAUGAAGAUCUCCUCAACUAUUCUGGUAAGCCACAACAAGAAGUGACUCAGUAGUCCUCGGGAAGAAUAUAUAGUGGUUUAGAACAUUACCCGUGAAUUGAAGUUUGAAUAAACAUUUUAUAGACCUUAUCAAGCACCCUUAGACUUCUAAUAUAAUAAAACUCACCCAUAUGCUAUUGAUAUGAUGGAUAGAGACUCUUGUAAAAACACUGGAGUAUUUCUUCAAGGAGGUUCAUCUCAAUUUAGAAACCUGCUGAGCCGCCAGGCAGCGCGCGUGUUUUUUCUGUUUAAACCUUUAAAAGGCCGUAUAAGCCAGUGUGUUAAAGCAAACCCACAAUGCGUGUGAAUAUGGAAAUGUAUGACCAUUUACUUGAAGACUGACUGACUAGAAAGACAUUCAGGGCAUAUUUUACCCCAAUGUCACAGGAAACUGUCAAAAAAAAAAAAAAACCCAAACGUGAUCUGAACAGGAGUUACUUCAAUAGAACGUUCUAUACAAAUCUGCCAAACGUUGCUGCAUAUCCACUGCAAAAACGUCCAUUUUUGUUUUGGCUAUAAACAGGCAUUUUGUAAGAUGCACUGAGGGCUAUUUCUUUUUUUUUAGUAACCAUUCCUUUGUUUUACGUGGUGAUAAUCACAAAUCAUUUGUUUUGUUUUUUUCCAACCCAAAAAAACCUGCCAUGGAGUCAUCCUAACAUGAAGCAACGCGCUCGGCGGAAACGCGCUCAUGCAGACGGCGCUGUAGAUAACUGGCAGUUCAAUUAUAAGUGUAUGACUGACUCUUAAUGAUAACAUGGAUAUAAUGACCAAUUGCUAACCUGUCAAACUGCUGUAAAUAGGAUUCGCAGAGUUGUUGUACUAGACCACUGUUAUCUCUUAAGUGUCUCCUGGGAAUUGUUCUCGUUACCAGUGAAACAACAAUGUAAAGCUUACACUUUUUUUUUUUUUUUUUAAAUUAAGAAAUACAUAUUAAUAUGCACAGUAUUAUCAGACAUUUCUGAUGGUUAUGAGAAUUUUGAAUUUGUUUGGGAGCAUGUUAUGCUGUCCCUAAAUAAUGGUGGUUGUUAUUUUAUCCACAGGUCCAUUAAUAAAAUACUUUUUUAUACAUUAA
Messenger RNA from Neoarius graeffei (lesser salmon catfish), 3091 nucleotides. RefSeq names its product potassium channel tetramerization domain containing 13 (gene kctd13). The transcript is spliced from 7 exons. NCBI's taxonomy places the organism in Eukaryota, Metazoa, Chordata, Actinopteri, Siluriformes, Ariidae. Gene Ontology annotation, biological process: protein ubiquitination; proteasome-mediated ubiquitin-dependent protein catabolic process; negative regulation of Rho protein signal transduction. The coding region runs from base 215 to 1198 and encodes 327 amino acids. The record is from RefSeq and is a predicted model, not a curated record. Gene Ontology annotation, molecular function: ubiquitin-protein transferase activity; protein binding. Gene Ontology annotation, cellular component: Cul3-RING ubiquitin ligase complex.